ACGAGCAAGUCAAUGUAUAUAUAUAUAUAUAAAAUAAAUUAAAAAAUCUCAGGGAGGAGCUUUUGUUUCUUGCGUCAUUAGAAAGGGGGCGGGGCUUCAAAGACCGGCUCCGUUUUUAAAAGGACAUUCUUCCCGCAACAUCAAGUCUUAGGACGAGCAAGUGUAGUCAAGAUGUUCGACGUGUUAGUCAUGUUUAGUCUACUUUUUACGUGUUUACCAGGUAAGACAUGUGCUCAAAAGUUAAAGCAAUUAAUUUAUGUUUGGGAGCGGAUCUGCUUCACUCGUACAGACUAUAAUAUCUUUAUGGUUGCAGGUGAUGGUGAUGAUGUUGUGUUAAUAAAGGUGUCGGAUGGAGACAACCUGACCCUCUCUACUCAAAUCGCUAACCCGGACGAUGAUCCUCAGGUUCUCUUUAUCCUCCAAAAAGAGAUAUCAGAUGAGCUAAUAGCACAGCUAGUCUGUCAUCAUCGGAAAUGUGAAGCUGAGGGCUUAAAAUCUGGCGUUUUACUCCAUUAUGAUGAGCAGAACGUGACGCUGAUCCUGUUGAACGUCAACCGCAGUCAAGAGGGGCUUUACAAAGUGUGCAGCCUGAGUGGUAAACUGUCGGAAAACAGGAUUUAUAACGUUUCUGUAUUUGAUCGUCCACCCUGCACUGUCAGCCCAUUGACCCCCUCUCCAAUGCUCAGUAAAUCAUUUCCUGUUGGCGUUACUACAGCUGUAGCUGUAGCCAUCUUUGGGGUGCUCCUCAUAAGUGUCAUCAUUGCUGUCCUAUACAGGAAACACAAGAAUCGACAUAUUUACGAAGGGCCAGUUGAGAUGACAAACACUUAGUCGCUGCAGCCAGCAGGUGUCAUGGAAACCAAAGCAACCAAUGCAGGGCUUAAUCACAGUACGUUGACCCUGGAUUGCAGGUGCUGUGGUGUUGAGGAUCAUAUGGACUGCGUAUAUUAUCUGUAAUAUCAGUGGUGACCUCAUUAAGUUCCGGACUAACGAGGAAUGGUGCAUUACUGUAAUUCAGAACAUGCAGUUCUACUCCGCAGACGUUGAGUCUGUCCUCUGCACUUUGUCUGGUUUGGUUCAGCUACGAAAUCAGAUAUCAGAACAGUUUGGACCGCUGAGAGGAUUAUUCGUCACCCCCUGCCCUCCCUUCAAGAACGUACACUUCCAAAGUGAGGAAAAAGGCUGGAAAAAUCACUCUGGACCCCACCGACCCAGCCCACUACCUUUAUGAACGGCCUUCUGGCCGACGCUUCAGAGCUCCGAGCACCAGAACUGGCAGGCAGGAGCCACUUGUGCUUUUAGGGGGCACACUUUUAACUUUUAAUCUAUCUUAACCUACUUUCAUGAUUAUUUCAAGUCAUUUUUCACCAUGUCAUGUAUCACUGCAAUCUCUAGAACUAAGCUAAUA
Xyrauchen texanus (razorback sucker) is the source of this 1408-nucleotide messenger RNA. RefSeq lists its product as uncharacterized. Bases 172 to 831 code for a protein of 219 amino acids. The transcript has 3 exons. The record is from RefSeq and is a predicted model, not a curated record. Lineage: Eukaryota; Metazoa; Chordata; Actinopteri; Cypriniformes; Catostomidae.